CACUCAGCCUGGCAGCAGGAAGUGAAUAGCAGUCGCUGCAGUGACUCUGUUGCAAGACCCCCGGGCCUCGGCUGCUGCCGCUGGGGACCCCAGAGCCCUGGCUGCAGGCGGGGGAGGAACAGUCCCACUGCUCCCCGACAGACUGUCCCAGUGCAAAGACCCCAGCCUGUCCCGUCGCCCCCUUACUGGGACCCAGAGCCCUGCUCCCAGGCAGAGCCCCACGUGGAUAGAAGAUGCCGGUGACCUUUGAGGAGGUGGCUGUGUAUUUCACCAAAGGGCAGGGGGCUCUGCUGGACCCCAGUCAGAGAGCCCUUUACAGAGAUGUCAUGCAGGAGAAUUAUGAGAUUGUGACCUCACUGGGACUCCCCAUUUCUAAACCUGACCUGAUUGCCCGGCUGGAAGCAGGGGAAGAGCCGUGGGUCCCAGAUCUCCAGGUCUCUGAGGAAAGGAAGAUCCCAAGAGGCACAUGCACAGCAGAUGAGACAAUGAGUGAGAACAAGGAGGGGAAUCCACAGCAGGAAGGUCCCAAGGAAGUGGAACUGCAGGGAACCUUUUUGAGAAGAGCUGAAGGGAAUUUUUCCAAGUGCUUGGAACAGAGAAAAGCCUGCAGUAAUUUGCGCAGGUCGGAGAGAAACCUGGGAAACCGCCCAAUAAAGAAAGUGGAUGAAUCCAUUGAAUGUGAAAGAGGCGGCAAGGAUCUCAAGGAAACCACAGCCCAGCGGACAAAUCACAAGGAAAAGAAACCCAAUAAAUGCUUGCACUGUGGGAAAAGCUUCAGUCAGCGCUCAGUACUUACUAACCAUAGGAGAAUCCACACAGGAGAGAAACCCUAUAAGUGUCUUGCAUGUGGGAAAAGUUUCAGUCAGCACUCAGGACUUACUAACCAUAGGAGAAUCCACACAGGAGAGAAACCCUAUAAAUGCUUUGACUGUGGUAAAAGCUUCAGUCAGAGAUCAGGUCGGAUUACACAUCAGAGGACCCACACAGGAGAGAAACCCUAUAAAUGCCUGGACUGUGGGAAAAGCUUCAAUGAGAAAUCAACUCUAAUUAAACAUCAGAGAACACACACAGGAGAGAAACCCUAUAAAUGCCUUGAGUGUGGGACAAGUUUCAGUGUACCAUCAGCCCUUGUUGUACAUCAGAGAACCCAUACGGGAGAGAAACCUUAUAAAUGCUUGUACUGUAGGAGAAAUUUCAGUCGGUGCUCAAGCCUUAUUAGACAUAGGAGAAUCCACACAGGAGAGAAACCCUAUAAAUGCUUUGACUGUGGGAAAAGCUUCAGUCAGAGAUCGGCUCAGACUAAACAUCAGAGAACCCACACAGGAGAUCAACCCUUUAAAUGCUUGGACUGUGGGAAAAGCUUCAAUGAGAAAUCAGUUCUGAUUAAACAUCAGAGAACCCACACAGGAGAGAAACCCUAUAAAUGCCUGGACUGUGGAAAAAAUUUCAGUGGACCAUCAGCCCUUAUUGCACAUGAGAGGACCCACACAGGAGAGAGACCAUAUAAAUGCUUGGACUGUGGGAAAAGUUUCAGUCGGUGCUCAAGCAUUAUUAGACAUAGGAAAAUCCACACAGGAGAGAAACCCUAUAAAUGCCUGGACUGUGGGAAAAAUUUCAGUGGACCAUCAGCCCUUAUUGCACAUCAGAGGAGCCACACAGGAGAGAGACCAUAUAAAUGCUUGGACUGUGGGAAAAGUUUCAGUCGGUGCUCAAGCAUUAUUAGACAUAAGAAAAUCCACACAGGAGAGAAACCCUAUAAAUGCUUUGACUGUGGGAAAAGUUUCAGUCAGGACUCACACCUUAUUAGACAUCAGACAAUUCACACAAGACGGAGACCCCAUAAAUGCUUGGAUGAUGGGAAAAACAUGGGAGAGAGACCCUAUAAAUGUUUGGACUGUGGGAAAAGCUUCAGUUGGCGCUCAAUCCUUAUUAGACAUGGGAGAAUCCACAUGGGGUAGAAACCCUAUAAAUGUUUGGACUGUGGGAAAAGCUUCAGUCAGCGGACAGGCCUUAUUAAGCAUGGGAGAACCCACAAGGGGGGAAAUUGUGAAAUUGUCAGAACUCACACCUUAUUACACAUCCAGACAGUCCACAUAAGAGAGAAUCCACAUAAAUACUUGAAUGGUGGGAAAAGCUUCAAUCCCAGGUCAUACCUUCCUAAACAUCGGAGAAUUCACAUAGGACAGAAUCUAUAAAUGCCUCAACUGUGGAAAAAGUUUCAUUCGAAGCUCAAACCUUGUUUCACAGACAAUCUACGAAAGAGAGAGAGCACAUAAAUACUUAGAUUGUGGGAAAAGCUUCAAUGGCUGCAGAAAAAGAUUCAUUCUAAGCUCACACAUUAGUCCCCAUCAGAUAAUUUACAGAAGAAAGAGCUUGAAUGUGGGGGUGCCUUCAUUUGGUGCUCGCACGGCAUCAAGCAUCAGCAAAUCCACCCAGGGAAGAGCCCUCUCGGAUGUCUUUAUCUUGGAAAAUGCUUUAGAUGGAGCUAACACCAUACUGGACGUAAGAGACUCCUCCACACAGGAGAGAAAUUCUCUCAGUUCCCUGACUAGGGCUGACCAAAGUAAAAACUCCAUUUCCUAAUUCCCACACACAGCAGUGGCAUUUGGCUCCCAGGUAUCCAGCUGCCCAUGUCUGGGGGCAGGUUCCAGCAGCAGCUGACCCUGAGCUGAUCAGCAACCCUCUGUUUUUGCCUGGUCUAAGCAAACCCCAGGCAGAGGAGAAGUCCUUAUCAGCCCCUGCUGCAGCCCUGGCUGCUGAACUGAUGGGCCUUCCUGCCUCCUGGUAACUUGCUUGGGGAAGGGAGAGAGAAACACUUCCAGAAGCUCCCUGUGCCUGGAUAAAGUUCCCCCCUCUCCCUUCCCAGACGUGAUGCCCCUUCCAUGGAGAUUAGGAGAGGGAUACUUGGGCCAGGCCUCACAUUCACUCUGGAUGCCUGUCCCCACCUCACCCCCAUUUCCCAGCAGUCCUGGCCUGGUUUCCCCCACUUACCUGGAGCUGGUCCCUGCAGAGUGAAUGUCCCUGGGGCUGGCAACUCUUCCCCUCCCUAAAUCCCUGAAAGUGCUGGGUUCUGGGGGAUCAAGUGUGAAAGGACCAGGAGGGAUGGGUUUUGGAUAGGAACCUGGGGGAUUGAAUGGUUGGGUCUGGUGGAUGUUGGAAGCAGAGGGUGCUGGAGAAAUCAAAUAUUAGGGAUCAUGGGCUAAGAGCGGAGAGUACCGGGAAGAGAGGUGCUGCUUGUAUCACUCACCCCCUCUGCCCCUUUUUCCCUGCAUCCUCUGCAUUCAGAAAGCUCCAUUGAGAGGGACUGAUUUCCACAGGGUCUUUUGUAGGAGGACUAAAGGUCUAGGGAUCCCACCUCUGCCUCCACAGCAUCAUCCUCCAAGGGUCUCUCUGUGGUGGGAAAAGUGGUUGGGAUUAGCUAGCAAAUCUCCCCUGACCCUCCUCCACUUUUCCUAAACUAGACUGACCCCAACCAUCUUACACAUUCCAUCCCCCUUUAGCAGAGUGAUUGUUAGAGUCACUGAGUUCCCCCUUUGGGGAGAGAUUGUCUCAUUCCUACAUAGUCUCACAUUGCUCCAGGUUAUGCAAAAUAAAUAAAUAAAUUAUUUUUUGUACAUUGACUCCCUUAAAGACCAGAAUUAACAGAUCCUAAAAGUGCUGGACCAGGGAUAGGAAAAUGUGGUGUUUUGGGUUCUGUGUUAUUUGAGGGUGAUGGGGUGAGUUGGAGGGGUUCCCUCUUCUCCCCUUCGCUGUCACACUUCACCCCGACACAGCAGCCUCUGUCUGAGCUUUAGAGAGUUUAUCCUCUCCCCAUUCUCUCCACCUCCCAGGAUGGCUCUUGUCACAAUGUUCUUUGCUCUCCAUGCUUAGGAAUCACACUUUGAUUCUUUUGAUCCUGACUCAGACUCCUGAGGGCUAGAGAUGAGUGUCCAAGACCUGGAGGGGGAAUUCAAAUGAAUCCCAAAGCUCUGUUUGAGCUUUCUGAGCUUAAACCCCUGUUUCCAUCUAUUGAUAAAGUGGCUUCUAGGCUUUUUCCAGCCAAGUCCAGAAUAUUUGUGGAGGGAUAGAUUUUAGGUUUGGCUUUUUUUUCUUUUUCUUUUUUAGAUCAGGACAAUGCUAAAACUUUUGUAAAUGACACAACCAAAUAAUGAGGAGGUGCUGAAUACAGGUUUAGCCAGUUCAGAGGAAAAUGGAUACAUUUGUUUUCCUUCUUUUGGGAGUUAUGAUUCUGUGGGAUUUCUCUUUAUCUAACCUGAAUGUGUUCUGUAGCCCAUCUGGUAGUGCUGGAUUUUCUCUUUUCUGAAGGGUGUUUAGUCACAUACUUUGAUAUUAGUUUAGUUUGACAGGGUGUAGCACAGUUUUAUUCAGGACUUUAUGAGACAAACGAUCAUUUGCCAGAAGAGUCCUUUUUUAUUUUAUUGUAACCUUUCUUUACCCUUUGUCAUGAGAUUUUUGUGUGUUUGAACAAUGAAAAUUAUCACUAUCUCUCAGCACGAAUACCAAGGAUGAGAGCUAGAUUCACACUCUGAGAGGCCGAAACUGAACGGGGCAUGGAGUUACUGCCUGAUCCCUACAGAGAUGUGAGAUGCAGUCAGGAGCGGGAGAGGGUGGGGAAACAGAGCUGGGAAACUGCAGACUUUUCUCUUGAGAGCCAGACAGCUGAUGCUGAAAACUGAACUUGCUGUGCCAAUGCCAGAGAGACACAGGAAUUGCCUUGUGAGUGCUGGGUGAAGUCCCUGAAAUAUAAAGGGUUACAAAUGAUGCCCAGAGAUGAAUUAUAAGUGGAGCAGGCAGCAUCUCCCGACUGCUGAGAGGAGAAGCCUGGGGAGAGACAAGAAGGAAACUGGGGAAGCCAACAGGUCUGGACUAGCCUUGAAGCCAGGCUGACCCCCAUCAUAGAGGCCAGACGGAGAUGAGCCUGACAAACCAGUUGGUCACCCCUCCCCAUCUACCAGUGUCCUGUGUGGGGAUGACAGAGACGCUGUCUAUCCCACUCACACCACACUGUAUCUGUCUAAUCGCAGCUCCUUGGAUUCCCUGCUCUCUGAGUGUUUGCUUUGUGUCUUGGGGAUUUGGGCAUAGCAAUGUGCUGGGCUGGGGAAGUAAAGUACCAUGCUGAGCUGGGCUGGGGAAAGGAGUCUGUCUUUUUUUUGUUCUUUGGAAUAAUAAAGUAAAAUUUAGUUUCUCACA
Molecule: messenger RNA, 5190 nt
Organism: Chrysemys picta bellii (western painted turtle)
Lineage: Eukaryota; Metazoa; Chordata; Testudines; Emydidae
Product: zinc finger protein 436-like
Biological process (GO): regulation of DNA-templated transcription
Source: RefSeq, a predicted model, not a curated record